This is a messenger RNA of Lachancea meyersii CBS 8951, 1278 nucleotides long. The record is from the annotation of a GenBank genome assembly. NCBI's taxonomy places the organism in Eukaryota, Fungi, Ascomycota, Saccharomycetes, Saccharomycetales, Saccharomycetaceae.
AUGCUUAAACGACUGGUAGGAGUUGGUACGUCUCGUACGCGAAAUUUCAGUCAUUUUGCAGCCCUGUGCGAGAAACAAGCUAAACAAAUAGGCUCUCAAGAGGCAGAUGGAUUCAAAGACGAGCAGGUAUCGUCGAUUCAAGAGAAGACCCUGUUUGAGCAGAUCUUCACACAAAUCAUGAAAAAAGACGAGGAGAAAAAGCGGUCGAAGGACGUUUUAAAAUUGCUUAUAGGCCAGACGGAUCCCAAAUCUGGCGAUAGUUUAUCGAAACAGCGAGACAAUGUUCAGGUCGUCUUCGAGAAGAAAAAAUCGAAACCAGUAGACGCCACGCUCUCCAAGUUUUUCCGUGAUGCUGUGGGUGACAUGAGCGACUCGGGUAACCUGGCAAGAAUGACAACGGAGGAUAUUCGCAAAUAUCCAGUUUCGCUGACGCCAACAUACUUCUCCAGUGAAAAGACCUCUGGCAAUGCUGUAGACGGAAAAGACGUGGAACAGAGCACUCCGGUAUCGGCAGGUGCCUAUAUCAAAAAUGUAUUGACGUCCGAGAUGAAGCUCAGUUCCCAGGUCGAGACAGCAGAAAGCGGUAUAAACCCAAAUCUUCUCAAACAGAUUGAAGUCAAAAACCGUCUGACUGCCAAGCUCGAAAAGCUUCUAGGACCAUACCUGCUCCACUUGCAAAAUCGCGUACAAACCGAUGGAGAUUGCAUCUUGGUUAUUCAGGAACUUCUUUCGCAGUACUUGAAAAGGAAUCCUGAGCUCGAGACUGACAGUCUGGAACAUUUGGAACAAAAUGGUGUAGAGAACCCAACUUUUCUGCCGCAACCAUUCCAUGUUACAAUGCCUUUCAUUAUUAGGCAUCUUUUGACGAGCGCCGAUUACCGUUUUCCACCUGAACGCAGAUACACUUUGAUAUCGCUCAUCUACAAUUCGUGCAAAACCGCCACAGAUGUCUCGCUGUACCUCAACGUGUGCAACAUUGAUUUUUACAACCUGCUCAUCGAACUAUCGUGGGAAAACUACCAAGAAAUACAUCAAGUAAAACAGCUGGUCGCUGAAAUGACGGCAAAUGGUAUUAUAGGCGACUUGCAUACGGUUGAGCUGCUCACAAAUAUCGCCAAAACUAUGAGAUACAUGAAUGACGGUAUAGCUGACGACUCGACCUGUUCAGACACUGCUUUGACCGUGGGGGUUGUUUGGUGCAGGGAAAACGCUCACGAUUUGAACUAUAUUGAAGACUACCUGAGAAAACUCAAGGAAAGCCAAAGUUCAAGCGUCUGA